CUUAUAAACAUUCUGAUAUACAAGAACUUAAGAAGAUAAUUGAAAUUAUUAAUGUUGAUGGAUACCUUGCACGUCAUUACUUGUUUAUGUCUAAUCCUCCACCAGGCUCAUGGACACGUAAGUAAUUAUUUUUUUUAAAAGGAAAAAUUCAUUUAGUUUUUUUUUUGGGUAGUUUUUAAUUAUUCUGUUCUAGCAUAUCAAAGAUGACAGAAAAUAUAUUAAUUAUUUGGGUAAUUGCAUAUAAUCUUAAAGACCAAACAAAUAUCUAUCAUUUAUCUGUUAUCAGAAGCUGCCAUACAGUAAUUUAAUAUCAAUGCUCAAUGAAUUACACCAUAAUUCUAGCCAUAAUUUACAUAAUUGCAUUAUAAUAUGUACAUUGUAUUGUCUGUGAGUUGCCUGUUCUGGCAGAAUGGCAUAAUUAAAGAUUAUAGAGUAAAUACUUUAAUCUGAAAACGAGAUAACCAAACUCAUGAAUGUUAAAAAGAACCUAUGAAAUGAUAAAAAAAACAAACAAACACAGAUGAUAGGUGGUGACUUUAUUCCCACCCUUACUAAGAAUGAAACCAGGCUAACAGACAUUUUUGGGCAAUUAGACUUGGUAGCAAUAAUGUGGGUUCCUCUUUGGAUCUAGAAUAAUGAGCUAUAUAAUUUUUACUGGUCUUCAAUGUUUUCAUGUGCACUUGUCUAGAUAUAUUCAGGCACAGAUGAGCUACAAAAAUAUUUGUAGCAUGCGAGUGCAACCACCACUGGCUGUGAGCUCUAUACAUGCAUUCCCUAACUUAAAGGGUUACUCUAAACACAUGACCAUUUCUGCUUGUAGAAAUGGUCAUGGUGGUAGGAGUCUGUAGGUGCAGAAUUUCAGCUUGAAAUGCUGCAUAUUCUGAGAUAUUCAGACUUUUGUUAGGCCAGUUUCACUCCCAGCACAUGGGAUUUGGACAGCCCGGAAUUCUAUGAAUCCUUUUCAAAAAUGUGUUUUGUCAGUGUGCACUGCGUGCUGGUGACAGACAUUCUCAGCUUCUCCCAGGCUCUUCCCUUUCUCCUUUCUGUAUUAGAGCCCUCUCUGCCAUCCCCACCUUCCUGCCUUUUUUAAAUAGUCCUCCAUUUUUAAAAUAAAAUUUCCACCCCUCACUCACUAAGAAGCAUUUGACUGGACCAUGAGAAAGUGGUGGUGACGACAGAUGGGGGAGUGGAGACCAGCGCAGUAAGCUUUAGCUGGUGCUUGUUUCUAGGUAAGUUUAGAGUUUAUUUUGCAGCUUAAUAGUUAAAUACAGAGAGUGGAAGUACAUGGUAGGGCUCUAUAGUGCCUUAUAAAUUUAAAAAAGGGGAUUGGUAAAAAAAAAAAGGGUCACAGUAAUCUUUUUAUACCUCUACUUGAGUUACUCUAGUAGAACAUUCCCUGACAGACCACGAGCAUGAGAGAACUCGAUUGUUUAAUUCGGACACACUGGUUGGGAGACCACAUGCAAUUAAAUUAUUAUUAUUGUUAUUGCCAUUAACUGUUCUAUGAACUGCAAUAUUAAAUUAAAUUGUAAUUUUUUCGUGGUUUAGACAAAAAAAUCUCAACAAUAAUGUCUGGCUUUUACAACACAUUUUGUCGCAUUAUAUUAAUUUUGAAGCACUGCUACAGGCUUACUAUGAACUCUAUGAUAUAACAAAAAAAGAGAAACGUGUUAGUGAUUCUAAGGUAUCAAAAUGCUAAUAUUUUUAAAAUAUUUUUUCUUAAACAGGUAUACAUAUUAAUCUGAGAACAGACAUGGAAAUUAGGAAAUUUCAGCAGAACGUUGUGACAUAUUUUUGUUUCUAAUAUUUAUUUAAAUGAUUACAUAGAAAUAAAAUAUUAUUUAAAAAAUAAACUAACACAAAAAAAUUGUUAAAUGUCACACCCAAAUAGUUUACUGAUAUAUUCUGGAGAACACAGCAUAAUUUUAAACCAUACAGCUCAUUUCCAAAGUGGUAAGGAUCAUUUUUGAUAGAUCCUCUUUGAAGACAGUUUAAUAAAUCUCAAAGCAUGUUUCCUUGUCAAAAACACAACUCCUUCUACCUAGUUUAUUGUUUAAUAACUUUUAGCUGACAUGAUGAUUCUGUAUCGUUAGUAAAACAUUUUAUUAUCAUUGACUGAUUAUGAUCGCAUAUGUUUUCUAUAUGUGUUUAACUGUACACCUGCAUUGAAUAAAAGAUAUAUUCUAGGAAAUUUUUGAAAUACUGGCCUUAUCUUAACUCUUGUUCUAGUUUUUCUUAUUUUAAAUAUAGUCUCCUCCUUUACUGUGUUGAUUCCCUUUAUGUAUUUAAAUGUUUCUAUCAUAUCCCAUCUGUCUAGUCUUUCCUCCAAGCUAUACAUGUUAAGUUCUUUUAACCUUUCCUGGUAAGUUUUAUCCUGCAAUCCAUGAACCAGUUUAGUAAUUCUUCUCUCACCCCUAAAUCAUUUCCCUCAGAUGUUGAGGUUAGGACUCUAUCAAAUAUGCUGUACUCUGCCCUUGGGUUUUUAUGUCCAAGAUGAUUUAUCUUGCACUUAUCCACAUUAAAUGUCAGUUGCCGCAACUCUGACCAUUUUUCUAGUUUACCUAAAUCAUUUGCCAUUUGGCUUAUCCCUCCUGGAACAUCAACCUUGUUACAUAUCUUAGCAUCAUCAGCAAAAAGACGUACCUUACCAUCAAGACCUUCUGCAAUAUCACUAAUAAAAAUAUUAAAGAGAAUGGGUAGCUCACUGGUGACAAACCCAUGCUUUGAAUAUACUUCAAUGACUACAACCCGCUGUUGCCUGCAGAGGCGUAUACACAAUCCAUGGGGCCCAGUUUUGCCCCUAGCAUAUGCCAAACAUCUUUAUGGGACUGUGGGAAUCCAUUCAUGUAUUCAAUAACCCGAUAUGGAGGAGACAUCUCAAAUUUUAUAAACGUUUUAUAGAUGACAUCCUCAUCAUUUGGGAGGGUGAUUUGAAUGAUGCUGAGGAAUUUGUUCAAUAUCUCAAUAACAAUGAAUGGGGAUUAUCCUUCACGAGCAACAAGAAUAAAACCACAAAUGAAUUUCUAGAUUUAGUUUUAUGUGGCAAAUCAGGAUAAAUCCUGACUAAAACCUACAAGAAACAGGUGGACGUCAGCGGCUUCUUACAUUCUACUAGUGGCCACCACCCAACAUGGAUUAAAAAUAUUCAGUUUGGUCAAUUAACCAGAUUGCGCCAUAACUGCUCUUUCUUGGAGGACUUUGAAGAGGAGUCCCUGGAUCUGUGCCAACAUUUUCUGGAUAAAGACUAUGAACCGAAUAUAAUCUGCCGGGCUUACUAGAAGGCGAGAAACCUCAGUAGAAGUUCUUUGAUUGAUUCCUGUUCUAAGGACAAUACUCCAGACUUACCAUCCUCACCAUCAAACAUAUGGAAAUGUUAUCCUUAUUGGAAAAUCAACCCCUAAAAAGAAGACCAAUAUCUCGGAACAAAUUUAAUAUUAGCACCAGAGAUGUUGCUCAGAAUAAAGGUCCCAUAUUCACCAUGAUUUUUAAUAGGGCCUUUGAUCAAAUAAUCUCCAUAUUAUGUAAACAUUGGCCGGUUUUAUUAUUAGACCCUUGGUUGAAAUUUAGUAUCCCCAGAUCACCUAGAGUAACCUUCCAGAACAAUAGAAAUAAAAAAAAAUGUGCUGGCUCCUUCUAAACUUGCCCCGAUUGCAUCUCAUAAUACAUCAGUGGCAUAUGGAGUUGGGAACUUUAAGUGUGGUGCAAUACGGUGCCUUACGUGCCAAUAUAUAUGUCAUGGGAGGUCUGAUUUUCUUUCAUCUUUGAAUAAAGAGAGCUUUAAAAUGACUACUAAAAUAACUUAUAACACAUCAUUUGUGGUGUACUUAUUGAAGUGCACAUGUGGCCUAUUAUAUGUGGGUCAGACCUCUAGAUCUUUGAAAACCAUAUUUAGGGAGCACAGGUUAGCAAUCAUGAAUCAGGACAGGAAAUCCCCGGUGGCUAGGUAUUUUCAUAUGGCCCAUGAGAGUAAUCCUGUUCAUGUAUCAGUCAGGGCCGUCUUUAACGCGGGGCAAACGGGGCAGCUGCCCCGGGCCCAAUUACUCCUGGGGGCCCAAGGCAGCUGUCCCGUGGGCCCCGCUGCCCUAAAAAAAUAAAAUGUUUCCCGGCCGCUUUAGGGCCCCCCCGCAAUGUAAGGAGUCCAACCGGGUGGCCCAUGCACUUAGGGCCACCCGGUGGGCUUGUACCAGCAGGGGCCCGGUCGGGCGCUGUGGCCCUUUAACAGCGCGACCGGGCCUCUUGCUUUUCGGCACCGCUGGGAGGAAGUGAGUGCCAAGCGUCACUUCCUCCCAUAAAGAGCUGCUGCGCGGGAGAAGAAGGACCUGCACGGGAGGGAGGAGGAGGCAGUGAGGAUGGGGGCUCCUCACUCACAUCAUCCUCAGGCAGCACACUGGAUCCCAGGGAUGCCACCCUCCAGCAAAAGGUAGGAAACUGGAGGGUGGGCUUAAAAUGUAAAUUUUACAUGUAUGUCAGUUUGUCUGUGUGUAUGUGUGUCAGUAUGUCUGAUAGUGUCUGUGUGUGUCAGUAUGUCUGUGUGUAUGUGUGUCAGUAUGUCUGAUAGUGUGUGUGUCAGUAUGUCUGACAGUGUGUCUGUGUGUGUGUGUGUGUGUGUGUGUGUCAGUAUGUCUGACAGUGUAUGUGUCUGUGUGUGUCAGUAUGUCUGUGUAUGUCAGUAUGUCUGAUAGUGUAUGUGUGUAUGUCAGUAUGUUUGACAGUGUCUGUAUCUGUGUGUGUGUCAGAAGGUCUGUGUGAGUGUAUGUCAGUAUGUAUCUGUGUGUCAGUAUGUCUCUGUGUGUGUCAGUAUGUCUGGUGUGUGUGUGUGUGUCAGUAUGUCUGACAGUGUGUCUGUGUAUGUCUGAUAGUGUAUGUCAGUAUGUUUGACAGUGUCUGUAUCUGUGUGUGUGUCAGAAGGUCUGUGUGAGUGUAUGUCAGUAUGUCUGACAGUGUAUGUCUCUGUGUGUGUCAGUAUGUCUCUGUGUGUGUCAGUAUGUCUGGUGUGUGUGUGUGUGUGUGUGUGUGUGUCAGUAUGUCUGGCAGUGUGUCUGUGUAUGUCAGUAUGUCUGAUAGUGUAUGUCAGUAUGUUUGACAGUGUCUGUAUCUGUGUGUGUGUCAGGUCUGUGUGAGUGUAUGUCAGUAUGUCUGACAGUGUAUGUAUCUGUGUGUGUCAGUAUGUCUGUCAGUGUGUGUGCCUGUUUGUGUGUCAGUAUGCCUAUUAGUGUGUAUGUGUGUGUGUGUGUGUGUCAGCAUAUCUAUCAGUGUAUGUAUCUGUGUGUCAGUAUGUCUCUGUGUGUGUCAGUAUGUCUUCCAGUGUAUGUGUGUGUGUGUGUCAGGCACAUACACUGAUAUACAUACUGAUACAGGCACACUAAUAGACAUACUGACACACACAGGCACAUACAAUGACAAACAUACACUGAUAGACAUACUGACACACACACACAUGCGCAUAUACAGACAUACUGACACACACAAACACACACUUAUACUGAUAGCUAUCCUGACACACACACACACAGGCACAUAUACAGACAUACUGACACACACACAGCCACAUACGCUGAUAGAGAUACUGUGUGUGUGUUAGUAUGUCUGUAUAUGUGCCUGUUUGUGUGUGUGUUUGUCAGUAUGUCUAUCAGUGUUUGUGCCUGUGUGUGUCAGUAUGUUUGUCAUCAUAUGUGCCUGUGAGACCGUUUGUGUCAGUGUGUCUUUCAGUAUGUCUAUCAUUGUAUGUAUUUAUGUGUGUCAGUAUGUCUGUUUAUCUGUCUGUGUAUCUGUAUGUGUCUGUGUGUUUAUCUGUGUGCGUAUAUGUAUGUAGUCAGUGUGUGUAUCUGCUUGUGUGUCAGCAUGUCUACCGGUGUCUGAGCACAAACAAUAAAUACAAAUACACCCUUCCAUUCAAACUUCAACAUUACAUACAAACACACUCCUGCAUUGAAAGUCAACACUUCAUACAAACACACCUCUGUGUUAAACAACAGAAUUAUAUAUAAACAAACCCCUACAUUCAAAAACCAGCACUACACUUAAAUGUACACUUGCAUUCAAACUCUAACACCACAUACAAACACAUUCACACAAACAUACUCCAUACAAAAACAUGCUUACAUUCAAACACACAAACACAGUGCUAAAUACAACCCUGCAAGCAUGGGAAAUUGGUAGAGCCACGGCUGUCAAUGCAUUGUUGGAGUUGCACGACAGAUAGGGUUCUACCUUCUUUCCAACCUUGCAAUUGGGGGUCCAAAUGAAAUUCUUGCACCAGGGCUCUUUCUACUUUAGUUCGCCCACUGCGUUGGGGUGGAGGCGUGAUUGCAUGCUAGGGAGUGGAUCCAGGGGGCCCAAGCAAAUGCUUGCCCAGGGCCCAAUCAAUAUUAAAGACGGCCCUGGUAUCAGUGAUGGGCAUUGAACAUAUUCCAGAGCAGAAACCAGGUGGAUUUUCCAGCUCAACACACUUAACCCUUAUGGGUUAAAUGAAGAAUUGGAGCAUAAUAUCUAAAGUCCACAGGGUGGUUUUAUUCCCUUUGGGAUAUGCAUCUCUAUCAUUCUCUGUGAUUAGCUAUAUAAUAUAGAGAAGUAUGUGCAUAUACAUCUUUUUUAUUUAAUCCCUUUGUGCUAAUUAUUAUGAGAUCUCUUUUGAAUUCUAUGCUCAUAUUGUUGCCCAGACUAAUGUUAAUUAGUGUUUGUUACACUAGAUGCAUUUUUUACUAACACCCUACAAUUGAUUUAAUGUGAGAAUAAAAUUAUUUUUAUGAUAUUUCUGUAUGUAUAGGAUUUAUGUAUAAUACAAGCCUCCUUCCCAUAUACCGACUCCCCGCUGGUCUGAGGGUUAUUCAUGUAUUAAGAGUGGGUGAUUUCACUUAUACAUAUACAAAGAAUCCUUCCUCAACAUUUUUUGAGUUAUCUUUUUUAAGUCCAUGUAAUUUUUACUUAACAUUGUGAACUUUAUUUUUGUCUAAUUCUAUUUUCUUCAAACAUUAUCUAGUGAGGGAAGAGGGUAUAUCCCCGAUCCGAUGGUACUGGUUUAUUUUAGAAUAUUACAUUUAUUGUAUUUUGUGCUUAUUUGCCCCAUGUGAAUUUAUUCUUAAUCGAGGUUCCAAAUUGAUCUAUCAUGACCACUUUACUUCAAGGAGGGUAUAUAUACCCGGUUUGUGGAAAGCGGAUCUUUGUCUUGAGAAAAUCCUCCAUUGAGGACGAAACGCAUAUACGAUCCACUACCAAUCAUUCUAGCUGUAUCUCCAACCCGGUUUCAUUUACGGUCUGGGAGUGAUUUUCGGCAGCUGCCGUGAUUGGAUCUACACACACUGCCUAUCUCGUGGUUAGGAGUCGGCGUGCUCCCCUCACCUCACCCAAAUGUCGGGCGGAUAGGGUAAGUUGAUCUUGCUAACCCCAGAGUUUUUUCAACUCUGGGAUAUUUCUUAUUGCAACUCCCUAAGCCUAGACCCGGUGGUUUGGCAGGUUUAUGAGCUCCUUCCUCCAGGAUUAGUGUAUGUGUCUGGGAAUUAUUUUAUUUAUUAUCUUUUUAUAUAUUUUCUCAUGUGCACAUCUCCAGUUCCAGUGGCCAUAUAUUCUUCACCAGUGUAGGGGGCCCACACUGUUAACUCCUUGGACUUCUGUUCUGGACACUUUGUGCUUUUUAUUUAUGUGAUACAUUUAUUUGUAGCAACACUGAUUUAGAUGUUAUUGUUUUUAUAUGUUUAAUAAAUGAUGUUUUGUAUACUUUAUAUUUGAUAUAUUUAUGGUUAGAACUCAGUCAUAUUAUCCCAGAGCUGUUAUCAGAUCUAUAUAAGAUAUUUUUUCUUUACAGCUGCUAUUUUGGUGUACAGUGUUUUAGUGGUCAUGAUUUAAUAUUUUGGAGCGCUCACAUACCAUUUUUUUAUACUAACAAUUCAGUCGCUCUUCUGUAUGAGAUGCAGCCCUUUUCCUUUUUGAAGAUUUUUAUCCAUCUCAUUCUCAGUUACCUUUCAUCAUAUAUUUAUACUUGUUAUCCAUUGACUUAUUCGUCUUUACUUUUGACAGCUGAAAUUAGAAACAUAGAAUGUGACGGCAGAUAAGAAUCAUUCAGCCCAUCUAGUCUGCCCAAAAUUGAACCUCUUCCUCUGUAAACUCACAUUUAACAAAUGACUUGUUCGUCCUUUUUCCUAACUGAGGCCCAUUUCCUUUAUUUUCAUCUGUAAAUACUGAACAAAAAUAUUAAUUGAGUCAGCUAAACCUUUAUCCUCUUCUACAUUCUUUCCUUCUUUCGUUUUUAAUCUAACUAAUCCUUGUUUUACCUUCCUUUUCUCAUUUAUGUAUCUAAAAAACGUUUUGUACCUUUUUUUAACUGACUUAUUUUCUCUUCUGUGUGUGAUUUGGAAGCUCUUAUAACUUGCUUAGCCUCUUUCUGCCUAAUCUUUGGUUUCAUAUAUAUAUAUAAAUAUAAAACAUAAAACAAGAGGGGGUUGGCUGCACUCACCUUAACAUGCAUAAAUGGGGGUGCUGCUGGGGGCCAAAUAAUACAAUACACAAGAUCCAGCGCACUCACCUAUCCACUAAACAGCAACUUCAAUGUUGAAAGAUUUUAUUUGUUUUUUUUAAAACACCUAAUCUAGGCAAAAAUAAUGGGGGUUUAGUUACAUUAUAUGAUCAUACAGUACAUAAGCCUGCCACAACGUCAAUGUACCCCAUCUUUGGCAGGUCCUACACUAACAGCCUAAUGUCUGCUCUUAUGAGAUUAACCUACUUGGGGAAAGAAAUUCCAUCUGGGGCUCUCUGCAGUACAAGGCUAAAUAGGGCCCUGGGAUGAGGCACCUGUGACAGGGAGGGGUGCAAAACCAAGGAGUUGGCUAGACUCCCAAAUAUAUAUAAAACAAGAGGGGGUUGGCUGCACUCACCUUAACAUGCAUAAAUGGGGGUGCUGAUGGGGGCCAAAUAAUACAAUACACAAGAUCCAGCGCACUCACCUAUCCACUAAACAGCAACUUCAAUGUUGAAAGAUUUUAUUUGUUUUUUUAAAAACACCUAAUCUAGGCAAAAAUAAUGGGGGUUUAGUUACAUUAUAUGAUCAUACAGUGCAUAAGCCUGCCACAACGUCAAUGUACCCCAUCUUUGGCAGGUCCUACACUAACAGCCUAAUGUCUGCUCUUAUGAGAUUAACCUACUUGGGGAAAGAAAUUCCAUCUGGGGCUCUCUGCAGUACAAGGCUAAAUAGGGCCCUGGGAUGAGGCACCUGUGACAGGGAGGGGUGAAAAACCAAGGAGUUGGCUAGACUCCCAAAUAUAUAUAAAACAAGAGGGGGUUGGCUGCACUCACCUUAACAUGCAUAAAUGGGGGUGCUGCUAUAUAUACACACACACACACGUACAUCGGUUUACAAAUGCCUCGGUUAACAAUUUUUGGUUUACAAAUGAAAAUCAUGCCUCAGUUUUCAAUUUUUUUUUCACAAUACGAAGCAUUGCGUCUGGGAGGUUUCUAGCGCCGCCCCUGUGCAUGUUGGAGUCUGUGGGUAGCAAGACUUUUUGGAACUUUUUUUGGUGCAUUUCUCAAACUCAAAGCUGAGCUUUGUAGUUUGUAUGCCUUUUACUGUGUGUUCUGAAUUGUGGGUUGGUUUCCAUGCCAGCUAAUUUUUACUUUUUUAAGACAUCCGGAACGGAUUAAUUGGUUUUCAAUGCCUUACUAUGUGAAACCAUAGAGGAAACCGUUUCGGUUUACACAUUUUUUGCAGUACAAAAUGUCCUGGAGAAAGCAUUAAAUUUGUAAACCCGAGGUACCACUGUAUUUAUGUAAUACUGCUUAUGCAAUCUACACUAUACACACACACACACCACCUCUUUUCCAGGUAAGAUUUUGUCACAGAUCUUAUAACCACAGCCUUCUAGAGUAAUGAAAGUUCAGGACACAUCCAGCUCAGUUUUUUCAGUGAGAAUAUAUAUAUAUAUAUAUAUAUAUAUAUAUAUAUAUAUAUAAUAUACACACACGUGUUUCAAAAAUGAAAAAUAAACAAAAAAUUCCUUGCUCCUGCUUGAGCACUUACUAUACACAGCAAAUCCCUAUCUGGAAUUGGGUGGCUUUCCCACUUGCCAAUUUGCAAAACGUAUAACUGCAAGCCACCCUUCCUCUGGCUUUUCCUCCUCACUCUGCAGCAUGCUGAUCCCUUCUUUUUAAAAGCCUGCUAGCUAAUUGAUCAGAUACAGGUGAUCAAUUAGACAUAAGUGAAAUUACUAAGCAAAAUAAAAGUUCUGGUCCGACUGUUACUUAGCAGCUGGUGCUAUUGGAGCACUGGCCCAUCCUGCUCUCCAAGUGCUCCGCCCCAGGGACCCGUACCGUGGUUUGCAGAGUACCAGUAAUGCAUCUUGCAAACCUAACAUCUCUCCCUGGGACAUUUAACUCUCAAACCUCAGGCUGCUGUUCAGUAAAUCAGGCCUAAUGUAUAUGCCAUCAACUACCAAACCACAUUUUCUCUCACAUAUCCGCCCCCCAGCUCAUACCUAUGGGUUUGAGCGACCAUGGACAACAGCGAGUGUAUCUUGGAAAGCCCAUCAGCAUUUCCUUGCUUUAGACCUGCCCUGUGUUCAACCGUAAAAUUAAGACUGUAAACUCAGGAACCACCUGGUAACCCUGGAGUUAUUCUCUUUGUUCUGACACAUCCACGUAAGUGGUGCAUGGUCCGUCACCAAUCUGAACUUUCUCCCCAAUAGACAGUACUUAAGAGUCUAAUGCCCACUUAAUGGCAAGACAUUCCUUCUACUCCAUUGUUGAGUUCUUCUCAUGUGGGUUCAACUUCCUGCUUAAAAAUAAAUAAAUAAAAAAGACAGGGUGUUCUUUACCCAGGUAUUCCUGUGAAAGGACUGCCCCUAAUCCCACUUCAGAAGCAUCGGUCUGUACUAUAAAAUCUCUAGAAAAAGCAGGGGUAACAGACAGGUUGGCUUCAGAUAGCUUCCUUUAGAUCAUUAAAAGCUAUUUCAGCUUCUGGGCACCAUUUAACUAUAACAGACGACUUUGCUUUAGUGAGGUCUGUUAGAGGUGCAGCAAUAGUAGCAAAAUUUGGAAUUAAUCUCCUAUAGUAACCAGUUAAGCCUAAAAAUGCCCUUACUUGUUUUUGUGUAAGUGGCUGUGGCCAUUUUUGGAUGGCUUCCACUUUGGCAGUCUGUGGUCUAACCAAUCCUCUCCCAAUUGAAUACCCCAAGUACUUCGCUUCCUCCAAGCCAAUCGUACACUUUGAAGGAUUGGCAGUUAAGCCUGCUGAGUGAAUAGCAUCAAGCACUGCUUGAACUUUGGGGAGGUGGGAUUUCCAGUCUACGCUGUGGAUAACAACAUCAUCCAAAUACGCUGCAGCAUAACGAACAUGGGGUUUAAGAACUCUGUCCAUCAUUCGUUGGAAUGUAGCAGGUGCACCAUGCAACCCAAAUGGCAAUACAGUAUACUGUAUUCAUUACUUUAUUUAUUUUUACUAUUUUAGGGUGACUUUAUAUUAUGGUGCCUCUAUACUGUGGUGUGUUUAUACUAUGGUACUUUAAACUGUGAUGUCUUUAAACUGUGGUGCAUUAUGUCUUAUGUACUUAUUUCAUACUGUGAGGCUUUUUAUACUGUGGUGCGUUUAUCCUAUGGUACUUUUAAACUGUUGUGCAUUAUGCAGCUGUGCUUUUACUGCCUAUUAAACUGUGAGGCCUUUAAGUUUGGUGAUUUUUGCACCUUGUUGCCUUUUUAUCACCUUGCAAGCACUUUUACUUUAAUUCUUAUGCUUCCCCUCGGUCCCGGAGAUUUAUUCCCGAUUCCCUGGGUGUUCAGGGACCAUGUUAUGUAUGCUGCAGACCAAGCUCUCUCCCCGGUCUCUAGACAGCAAAUGCACUUGGAAGACUGCACAUGUACAGUUUGUGCUUUAAGGGCUUAAUACCAAUGACUUACAUUAUGGUAAUACAGAUUGCGGCAGACAUCUUGGAUAAGGGCAAUUGCCAGAGUUCCUAAAAUGGAGGGAAAUUUACUGUAAACAUCCCAAACUUAUUUGGAAAGUAUUUGCAAAUUCCCAGACAUGGGUAAGUGCUUUUUUAGACAGUUUUUUAAAUCUGUUUGACUGUUUUCUUGGUUGUUGAAUUUGACCAUGCCCUUUUGUACUUUAACACUUCGCCACAUGUAAUUUUUUUUUGUUUGUUUGUUUAUUUUAUGUCUAAAUAUACAAACGGGUUCUGAUUGUGAUGGAAAUGAAGUGGUAGGAAGACCGUUAUGCAUUUCCUGUCUUCAGAAGGUAACCUCUUCAGCUUCUCAUAUAUCUGCGCAGCCACGGGACAUAUUGGCAGAGCUUACAAAGGAAGUUGCAUGGUAUUUUCAGAAUCUACACCAUAUUUUGGUUCUGAUGGGAAAGCAGUGGAAGGAAAUCAGUUAUGCACUGCAUCACCUAUACCUGUGCAGCCACAUGACAGGCGGGCAUGACUUACAAGGAAGUUCCAAGGUAUUUCAAAGGCCUUGGAGGUAAGAAAAGAGGCCAAACUUUACCCUGUGGAGGAAGGUACUUCCACCCCCUGGACUACACAAUCUAAGGUGGAUGCACCGAUUCCAGGGUAGCCUGUGGGACGAUGCUACCGCUUGAUAACUCUGCUACUUUUUACUAAAGCCUAUGGAUCAAUGGAAGCAGACCUCUCUAUAUUUAUACGCCUGCAGAUGCAGGUUAUCAUCCAGCAGUAGGUUUCUCUGCUGUUUCUAGAACCAUAGAAAGUGUGAUUAUAGCUCUAAGUGCUACUGUGGAGAGAGAUAUUAAGAGCCAAGAUUGAAGAUGCAUUACUACAUCACAGAAGCUUCCCUAGAUGUAACUAGGAUACUCUCUAACAAAUGGCUUUAUCUAUAGCAGCUUGGAAAGCAUUAUGGUUCUGCUUAUGGAAUGAUGACUCAUCCUCCAAGUCUGCCCUCUAUGCCAUUCUAUUUGAAGUGGAGCUGCUGUUUGGGAAAGCUUUGGAUGAAUCCAUUAAAAAGGCAGCUGAGGGCUGUAAGGUAUUUGUACCUGAGGACUGAAGAUCCAAGAACCCAGGCUCCUCAGGGUCAGACAGGAGAACCUCCAGUGAUCAGAAUUUCUGAGAGACAUAGUUACUGACCCUGCAGGAUAUACUCCAGAGGUAACUCGUGGCAGUUGGUAAACCUGCCUUUCAAGGUUCUAACAGAGCUACGAAGCAGUAAUUUUGCUAUUCAACAAUAAACUUGUGUCUGACCUCCAGUACUAGGAGCCUUAUUUUAUUGGAUCGAAUAUACCUGGGCUUGUCACAUUCUGGAGACUUAGGUGGUAUCCAUAGUCCAGAUUGAUAUUGAUUGGAGUUUUUUCGUCAGACACAGGAGUCUCUAUUCUGAAAAGAGAAUUCAGACAGAUGAAUCUGAAGGAAUAUGUAUGAAAUCUUCUGGAUGAAGAUAUGAUUUCUUAGGUACCUUAACAAGAGUGGUUCUUGGGACAAUGUCCGCCUCUCUUCUGGUGCUAAAAGUAAAGGCACAUGGAAGCCUAUAUUGGACUUAAGAAGGGCCAACAAUAGGCUAAAUGACAGAGCCUUCAAGAUGGAGUCAAUCAGAUCCAUAUCUCCAGCAAUUUGGAAGGACAAUUUCCUUAUCUCUAUAUAUUUCUAGGAUGCUUACUAUCUUUCCAAUGCCCUAGAUGUUCAGCAUUAUCUCAUAAGAGAACAUCCAAUUGACUGCUCUACUAUUUGGCCUCACUGUAGCCCCAAGUACCUCCGUGUGCUUAUAGUGAUAUUGAGAGUCCAGAACACCACCUCAUUCCAUUACCUGGAUGAUCUACUUCUGGUAGCCUCAGACCCACAGAAAGUAGGCAAACAGAGGGUUGGUUAUUUCAGAAUGCCUGAAGUUUGGCUGCUUGAUGAAUAGCAGUCUCACAUCAGCUCAAAGGAUGACAUUUUUGGGUGGAGUAUUCUAUACUCUGCUUUUUCCCCUAUCUCAGGAAUAGUUCCACCGAUUAUGGAAGUUUUCUCUUCCAGUUUCUUCAUUUUCACUUCGUAACAGCAAGAAAGUAUAUGCAGCUACUAGGAUUCCACCAUCAGACUUGACAGAUGUGCCCAAUGACAUCUCAGGAUUCCGCAAAGGUCCUUCCUAUCUUAGUUCAACAAGAGAAAGAUGAAAUGGAACCAGACACUGACGAUGUCACCAUCAGUGGAGUUACACCCGGUAGAUGAAAAGAGAGAAUAUAUCUCUGGGUUUCCAGUGAAAGGAAUCUCAUUGGGCAAUUAUAAGCUCGGAUUCCAGUUUUUAAUGAUUUGAUACACAUUGUCUGGACCAUGUUAUACAAGAUCUGUGGAUAAGGGAAGGAACAAUAUUUCCAUCCAAUUUUAUGCUACGAGUUAUUUUCAGGACUCUUCUUCACUUCACAAGGUUGCUGUUGAACAAGUGGUCCAAAUUUGCUCAAAUAUCAAUGCAAAUGUAUCCUAUAUCAAUUGUCAAGGUGGGUUAUUGGUGAGGGAAUUACAGCCCAUCAUGAUCAGGGCACAGGAGAACAACCAGGGACUCAGAAAACAAUGGCUGUUACCUGAGCCGAGUAACAGUGGACAUGAUGGAAUGGCACUUUGUCCCAACGUAUCCUCAGGGUUGACUCAGAUUUGGCUGAUACCCUAUGUAGAUCUGAUGGCCACUUCUCGGAACUACCAGAUCCACUUCUCAUUGUUAGGACCAGAAUGCUCAUGCUUCAACAUUCCUAAAGGAAAUUCAAAAGGAGACAGUGGAAGGCCACAAAGACUCUAAAUCCCUAUGAGUUAAAACACACAGGGGAGCACAGAUUGGCACUUUCCACAUUUAUGGGUACCCAUUGAGCAUUUGAACCCCUGGUACUUUGCUUCAUGUAAAAAGCAAUUAAAUUCAAGCCUCCACUGAGGGUGUUGAAACCAAUAUGUGACCAAACUCUGGUCUUACAGGCUCUGACUAAACCAUAAUUAAAACCUAUAGCAUGAGUUUCCAUGGCGUUAGCACAGAAAGUGCUUUUGCUGGUGGCUGGUACCUCAGCAAGGUGAAUGUGUGAUGAUCCUGUGUACCUCAAUUCACUAAUUUUCAACAGGAUAUGGUUGUCUUUCAUUUAGCACCAGAGAUCCUGCUGUCAGGAUUACUAAUUGAUCCAGCACGCAGAAUUGUAUCACACCUAGGACUAAGGAUAAUGUCUAACUGGACCUUAGGAUGGCCGGACUUAACUAAUCCAAGAGUAGUCAGAAUACUUGACGAGGUCAGGGAUACAGAAUCAGACACAAUGAUGAGAAAAAGCCUACAGUCAAGGAUACCAGAAAUUAGGGAAGUCAGAACGAAGCCAAAGUCAAAUACCAAAAUAUUAAGAUCAGGAAUGCACUCUCGGAUUACCAUCAGGCAGAAACCAUAACAGGGCAAUAAGAGAAUGUAAAAAUUUGUUUAAAUAGCCCUCCUGUUUUUCCGAUUGGUUAUAAUCGACCUUUGACCCCAAAUCAUGCGCGCGGGUGACGUCACAGGCACGUUGACAGCGUGGACGGUCAUGGGGCUAUAAAGUGGCACAGAUCCCCAGCAGCUGGCGUCCCUAGACAUGCUGGGUUUAUCAGGUAUCCGGGCGCAUGGUUGCAGAUGGGCACAACUAUUCCUGUCAGGACAGUAAUUACCAUUAUAAACAUGUCUAUGUGCGGAUGAAUCCAUUACACCUGCCUAAGGUGAAUUUAUCAAUGCUAUUCUCUACCUAUACCAGAGGAUACCCAUUGAGUAUUGGAGCCCCUGGUGCUUUGCUUCAUGUAAGCAGCGAUUAAACUCAAGCCUUCACUGAGGGUGUUGAAGCCAAUAUGUGACCUACCACUGGUCUUACAGGCUCUGACUAAACCAUAAUUUGAACCUCUAGCAGGAGCUUCCAUGAUGUGGCUGGUGAAUGUGUGAACUCCAGGCUUGAUCCUGUGUACCUCCAUUCACUAAUUUCCAACAGGAUAUGGUUAUCUUGCAUUUAGCACCAGAGAUCCUGCCCAAGGUGAAAGCUUAUGAAUCCGUCCUCUACCUGUACCAAAGGAUUUCUCUCUCCACUCACGCAGUUUCAGCAUUGUAGGCUUCCAUGACAAUGGUCUAUGUUGAAAUUUUGUAAGUUGGCAUUUGGACCCAUUCGAACUCAUUUGUCCAGCAUUACAUCCUGAACAAUAAAGCAAUCAAUGAGGUGCAAUUUGAAUGUCAUGUCCUUAACCCCUUAAGGACCAAACUUCUAGAAUAAAAGGGAAUCAUGACAUGUCAGACAUGUCAUGUGUCCUUAAGGGGUUAAAUCUUCUAAUCUAUGUUAAAUUGUUCUGAUUAUUUGAUUGGCAGUUAUGUAUGUUUCUGUCCCUCCCUGGUAAGCCUGGGUAUUCCCCUAUGUAUAUGCUGCCAUGAUUAGCCAGGAAAGAGGAACAUUUAUUCAUACUAACCAUAAUUUUCUUUUCCUAGCUAUUGUUCAUGGCAGCAUAUACUACCCACCCAGUGUUGGUUUUACUUCUUCUGUAGGAGCUUGCUACUGAUUGAGGAACCUAUGCAAGGAUACUCCUUUUAAAGGCAUUUGUUUUAUUCCUGUCCUAUCGGCUGUAAAGGGAGGCGCUAACACAUAUGUAUAUGCUGCCAUGAAUAAUAGCCAGAAAAAGAAAAUUAUGAUAAGUAUGAAUACAUUUUCCUUUAUAUAGUCACAUAUUUUUUGCUCAUUUGUCCCCUAUUGGGAUUUUUAGCCAUCAUUAUUAUAUUUUUUUCUUUAUUUUUAUUUUAUUGCGCACAUUGUUUUUUUUAUCUAAUGUUUAUUGCAUUUGUGGUUUAUCAAGUAUUUAUGUAUUCAUGCACUUUGUGCUCAUUUGUGUUAAAUUAUUUGCUACUCUCUAUGGAUCUUUACGCGAUAAAUGUAUCUUCUACCAUUGUAAUAUUUGACAUAGAAUUCUGUGCUGCCCCCAUUAUCUUGUUCUGUAUAUUUUUCUGAUUGCUUUUCAGUUAGUCACCCUUCUUGUUUAGAGGGAGAAGCAUCUCUUGAAUCAUUGCUUUUUGUAUUCCAGAUAUUUUCAUUCCUUAACACAUUUUUCUUUUAUAUUUUUCUACCCCGGUUGGUAUUUUUAUUUUUUAUCUUUACAGCAAUAUACUGUAACACUGCCAAACUGUCUCCCUCAGUAGCUAGUGUAAAAGCAUCUAGAAUCAUUGUUGUAUUGCUCAUUCUUUUUUCCAGCUGUGCCCUAACCAUCCAUUUAUUUUGUAUUUAUUUUUUACAACCCACAUGACGGGAAGAUUAUUAUGAGAAACUAAACUGCUUAUUAACCCUUCCCCCCCCCCCAAAAAAAAAAUAAUAAAAUAAAACAUUCCUUUUUUCCUGGUGAAGGAACACACUCAGAAUCAAGAACUGAACUGAACAUUUUGGGGAUAGCGCAAGUCGAUUCACCUGAAAUUCUGCCCCGUGGAAAUGUAAAAUUGUUAUCUUCUUCUGAUCAUCAGAUAAGCCCAAAUCCAGCAGAAUUGCUGUUCAGUCCAAAACGAAUCUAGAAGUCUAGUAUUGUUUUACCGUGUAAAAUAUACAAAUAACCACUAGAUGGCAAUGCAGCUUUAAAAAUUAAUCACUUCAAGUCUAGCUAAAUAUAAUAUAAAGCCUAAGAAUUGAUGUGGGGAAAGAAAAAAACAUCAAAAAGACAUAAUACCUAAUAUUAUGCCAUUUAAAAACAAAUACAUUCAAGAUAGGAUCAGAGCUACUGUAUGGAUGAUUUUAAAUAAUGACAAUCAGCUAGAAAGCUUGUGUGACAAAGGCCAUAUUUUUAACAAUUUCCUCAUUUAUUAAUUAUAAAUAACUGUUUAUUGUCAAAACAUUAUAUCAAGAGUGAUUGAGUUAUUAUUAACAGGCAUUUUAGAAAUCUAUUAACAAGUUUGAUCAACCAUCCAAAUUGCUUAAAGAGUAGCUGGGCAACGUAGACUGAAUUAUAACCAAAUUACAUAUUUUUUUUUAUUAAAAACUGAAGCAUUUAACUGAAAAGUAAAAAAUAUAAAACAAUCAGACAUUAUAUUUGACUUCUAUAGUGAUUGCCCACAAGUGUAUAAACUGGUUAGUGUAUCUGUUAAACAGUUAUUAUACUUUUUGUUUGCCCACGCAUAGGUAAGUCAAAAAGAUAGGGUGCCCUAUCAGUGAUGAUCUGUUUUGACAUUAGUUGAAUUAACAAUUAUGUUUGUGUUUACAGCUUCGAAAUGUGGCAACCUCAAAUCCGAAAAUUCAAGAGAGUAUUGUUAACACUCACAAUCGUUUAAGGCAACAAGUUAAUCCUCCUGCAAGUGACAUGCUAAAAAUGGUAAGGAAGCAAGCACCAUAGGUUUUUCUCUGAAUAUUUUACAAUUAGCAUAAUAAAACAUGUUCCUUAAAUAUCUCUUGUAAUUUUACAAGACUGGUCAACACAGUAUUAUGAACAAUUGAUGUCAUUACUUAAUGUUCUGUUUAACUUGUAAAGCAAAGCUUUCUUAUUUGCUGUCCGUCUGUCCUGUCUGUCCUAUGUAAUCUGUCUGUCCUAAAGAUUUAAAACAUUGUCAUAGCAUCGCUUUCAGAAUACUGACAACAAAAUUCUAAUGUAUUUGUAUAACGUACAUUUUUUUUCUAGGAAUGGAACACGGAAGCACAAAGGAAUGCUUACAAUGUUGCUAGGUUAUGUUCAUUUCUUCACAGUUUUCCAUCACAACGAAAAAUAACAAGUAAGUAUAUGCUAUAUACAUUAAACACAAUUUUCCUAUUACCUAUUUUUAAAGGAACAGUCUGUCUUUUUUAUAACAUAAAUCAAAUGAACAUUUAGUUUAACACUAGUUCAAGAGUUAAGUAUUAUAUUUGAGUACUAAUAAUAUAUAAUCCAUUAGUGUAAAUAAUUCAGCAUUAACCAGUGUAUACUGCAUAGAAUAGGUACCUGAUUUACCCUUGGGAGGAAGCACUAGGAAAUGGAAAAACAAAAAAAAUAUUUAAAAAAAGUUAAUAUUCUUUUUUGAAAGCACUAGUACAUCAGUCAAAGGAUACUCGGAGGAAGAUGAUAGGAUUUUAUACCUUCAUCAGUUAAAAGGAAUUGUUAUAUUAAAAAAUAGAUCAACCAUAAUGUAUCUUUUCUUAUACUCACAUUCUAAUUAAUCACAAGGGAUUAAGCCCAUUUGAUUAUAUAUAUUAAAAAUGUUCAUAAUUCUGUUCCUGUGCCUCUUAGCGGAUUACAAAAAAAUAGAAAAAAUUAUGUUUGCUUCUGCUAUACCAAUGCUCACUAGGAGUGUGAAAAACACAAAGUAAACAAACUGAAAAUUACUCUACCAUGAAUGGCAACAAACUCCAGUGUAUGUAUUGGCUCUAUGGAUAACCAUAGAGAUUUGUGCAUUACCAUGUGUACCUUAAAAGGCCAUAGGCAUGGAGAAUGUACUGCAAGAUGGAAAGCUCCAUAACCCCGGAGGUCUAGGGGGGUCUACAAGGCACUUCCAAUGUGUACAUCAGAUCAGGCAUAUAUGAGGGGGACAACAAGUAGCAUUCUAGAGCCCCCCUGUGUUUAUAUAAUAUACCAAUAAAGAAAAUAAACAUUGAACAGAAAAUAAACAGAAAAUGAAAUUGCGAAAAGCAUAUACACAAGGAACAUGUGUUGCAGCAAAUCUUCAUGCUCCUGAUUGGGACAAUGCAAACUGCAAUAGUAGGUCAGCCUGGAGCCAUAGAUCCUAAUUGAUGAAGACUGCACUGUUGAUAAUGUGCCACUGAUUAGCAGGCCUGGUAUUGCUUGAGCACGAAGCAUGUCCCAAUGGUUGCAGGAACAUAGCAACCUCCAACCGUGAUAUCAGCUGGUAAUGAAGGCCAUUGUUUUCAGUAAUAAAAGCCCUUGGGUACUCUCAAUUAUAUGAAAUAUCUGCAGCUCGUAGUUGGGAGGUCAACCCUUUGAUGGAGGCUCACCAUUGUUGCUUCUGCAGUCUUUGGUUGGGGAAGAAACUCAGUGAUUGUUCCUCAAAGAUGAGGGAGUUUGUCCUCGAACUCAUAGGAAACCCUCCUUGCUGUUUCGUGUUUUGAAGCACAUUAUGACAUUGUUAGGUGCAGGUUUUUUUUGCGGGCUUGCCCAGGUAUGUCUAAAGACAGACCCUUAGCCUGUUUGGGCAUUGUGGUAGUGGAGAACAGUCUCCUAAUAAAUUCCUCUAGUUUAGCAGUGUCUAUGGUGUCAGGGAUACCCCUCACCUUCAGAUUGCAUUGUCUUGCAGUGUGCUUCAGUUUCUCAACCUUAUUGCUCAACUGUGCACAUAUGGUGAGCCCCAGUAGUAGUAGUUUGAGUCAUAGGCCAUGGACAUCUUCCUCUGUAGCCUGUAUUCGACCAGACAGUGUGUGCAGAUGUUCCUUCAGUAUUGCCAAUUUCAAGGUGAAGAAGGCCUUAAGAUCCAACACCAUAUUAGAGAAAUGUUGCAGCUAGUGGGGGUUCAUUCUGCCUUUGAUGCAAAUCUCUAUUAUUAUAUUUAUAUAGCGCCAACAAAUUCCAUAGCACUUUACAAUGGGUGGACUAACAAACAUGUAAUUAUCACCAGACAAGUUGGACACACAGAUACAGAGGGGUUGAGGGCCUUGCUCAGUGAGCUUACAUGCUAGAGGGAGUGGGGUAAAGUAACACAAAAGAUAAGGGAAGUAUUAGGGAAGUAGAUUUGUAGAGUAGUAUUCCUACAUAGCUGAUGCGGAGUCUCCACGAAUCCCAGAUCUUUGUCCUCUAAAGGUCGAUAGUGCAUUUUGAGUCUGACAGUAAGUCUGCAGGGCUGGGAGAGUAUCUGGCUGAUGCUGUGGGAGUGUCCCUAACUUAACCUUAGGGUCUUUUUGGAGUGCUUCCCCAUGGUGUACCGAGGUGUGUAACAGCCUUCAGUGUGCUGAAAUAUGACCAGAUGGAAUUCUGUAGUGUAGUAUACUCAAGUUUUCACCGGAGCUCAGGUGUCUUGUGUCUAGUCAGGUUGACGGUUAGUUCUGCCCCCAUGUUUUAAUAUUCUAAUAUCAUCUUCUUGUUAUAAUAUACAUCUCGUUUUUUGGUUUUUUUAAUUUAUCUAUACUGACAUUUUUAAAGAAACAGAAUUUCUACUUUUACACUCCAUUUUUCCAACAUCCAUCUCUAUGAAUUAUCAGUUAUCUUACCAUUGCUCAUUAUUUUGCAACAAUUAUUGUCUUUCAAAUACACCUGACAAAAAUUGCUGCUGUAAAGUAUUAAUAACACCCAAUAUUGAAAACAACAGAAAGAUGCAAAAUAGUAAGUAUGGGGUCACCUAACUGACAAUCCAAAUAAAAGGUGCACAAUGAUUUCUAUCAGGAAGGACAAAUGGGAAAGGUAGGCAAAAUAUUUAUUUAAAAAACUGUUUUAUUUAGACUUUUUUGGGGUAAAAUAUAUAGAUAGAUACCAAAAUAUAUCAUUAUUUAUUUGCCUGACAUGAAGGAUAUUGCAGAAGUCCUGGCAUUUCUAAAAAUCCGGGUGUAUCGGGUGAAAUGGACUCCAUUUGCGUUGACUGUUUCUUUCCUUAUAUUGUGUAUAUAUGACUUCUGCAAUGUCCUUGAUGGUUGUUAAAUAAAUAGGGAUACCUUUUGGUGUCUUUAGCCUUUUGUCCGGGGCUAGUGUAGGGAUAAUUUUUUUUUAAUUUUUUUAUUUUUUUAUUUUUUAUUUUUUCCUUCGUCAUUAUUUUCUGCCCCUAUAUUACACAAUGCUGUAUUAUGAUGGACCCCUGUCAUUUCAUACAAUCUGAAAGCUGGAACGCACAAAGGACAAUUUGGGGUACUACAUCAAAAUAAUUUAUAUUAUUAAUAUAUUAUUUAAUUUGGGAACUAUGGAUUUAGUAUGUACAUAUGGGAUACAUGGUUGAAGCAUUUAGUGACAGUGACCCCUAGUGUUUUAUAUGGGGUAAUUGAGAUUCAUAACUUUUUUUGCUAGAUAUUAGUUUCACUUUGUGUCGAAAAUACUUUGGACUUGACUCCUUUGGACCAUGCACUAGUUGUCUGUAUGAUUUUUCAAUGGCAACAAAAGGUGUUUGUUUUUUUAAACUAUUGUGCAUCCAAGUUUUUUGUUUCUUUCAUGCGACAUUGUGGCAAAAAUAAAGUAGAUGAAAUAGUUACUACAUGAGAAACAGUAUGUUGGAUGCUCUUAAUUUAAAGGGGCACUCCUGGUAAUAACAAACUAAUAUAUAUGUAAUUAGCUACGUUAUCAGGACACCCAGGGCUCGAGUCCUGCAGAAACGCAUGGGAACAGCGUUCCUGCACUUUUUCCAAAGCAGGAAUGCUGUUCCCGCUAGUAGUCAUGCAGGACCUGCCCUGUUACCAGCACACUGGGGCUCAGCACACUCUGUGUUCCCUCUCCAGCUGCAGCUCACAUCUGCCAUGGCAACACUCCACACAGCACGCAGGCGAGUGUCGCAAGAGUUAGAGCUGGAGACGGAACACAGAGUGUGCUGGGCCCCCAUGUGCAGCAGCUGACUCCCUUCACCGGACCACCAGGCAAUCUCCCCCUUCCCUGACAAGGUUAGAAGCAGGGAGGGGAAAAAAAAUAAAUAUAAAUACACAAAUUGAAAAAAAUGCUUCCCCCCCAACACACACACACACACACACACACCAUCCAACAUACACACACACAUCAUACAACACACACACACUAUAUUCAUUAUACACACACUGCACUCACUACAUUCACUAUACACAAUCUGCACUUACUACAAACACACUACAUUCACUAUACUUACUCAGCAGUCAUUAUAUACACUGCACUCACCACACACUGCAUUUAUUAUUCACACUCUGCACUCACUACACAUACACUACAUUCAUUAUACACACUCUGCACUCACUACAUACAAUAUACAUAAUCUGCACUUACUACAAACACACAACAUUCAUUAUACACACUCUUCACUUACUACAAACACAUUACAUUCACUAUAGACACUCUGCACUCACUACAAACACUACAUUCAUUAUAUACACUCUGCACUCACUGUAUAAACACACUGCAUUCAUUAUACACACUGCUCUCACUACAUACAAUAUACAUAAUCUGCAUUUACUACAAACACACACUCUUCACUUACUACAAACACAUUACAUUCACUAUACACACUCUAUACUCACUACAAACACUACAUUCAUUAUAUACAUUCUGCAUUAACACACUACAUCUAUUAUACACACUGCACUCACUACAAACACACUACGUUCAAUAUACACACUACAUUCAUUAUACACACUCUGCACUCACUACAAACACACUACAUUCAUUAUACACACCCUGCACUGCACUAUAUGCAUAGGAGUGUAAUUUUUUCUUUAUUUUAGGGUGAGGGGAGUGAUCUUCGGUGAGUUCCCACACUUUUUUCCCCAGGACUUGACCCCUGAGGACACCCAAUUUUGUAGAACCCUGAUAUGCAGAACACUAUGUGAUAUACUCAGCAGUGUGGAAAGUACCAUGGAACGUUAUUACAGCUCACUGUUUUGCUGAUCACUUGCCUGUCUAAGGAGCACCAAAUGUUGAAAUCUAAAGCCUGAGAGUUUGUUGUUGCAGCAACUUCAAAUGUGGGACUUUCUAUUUAUCUUUUUAUUUUAUUAUUUGGGAGUGGUCGUAUUCUUAAAUGCAUUAUAUAUACAUUGCAUGAAAAAUACUGAAUAUAUUCCAGCAUGGAAAAAGUAGCCACAUUUUGUCUUAUGUUAUAUUUUACACAGGGUGUGAGAGCAUUACAUUUUAUUACAUGUGGCUUUAUUUGAUUUACAUAUGUAAAUUCAAUUUAAUUGAAUAUCUAUUCCAGGACCAAUUAGAGCUCAAUGUGGUGAAAACAUCUUUAUGUCAAGCGAUGAGACUGACUGGGACUCUGUAAUACAAUCAUGGUAUGAUGAGAAGGAGUUCUUUGAAUAUGGAUACGGAACAAUAGAUCAAGAUGAGAUGGUUGGCCAUUAUACUCAGGUAGUUAUGGUUGUGAAACACUAUAUAUAUAUAUAUAUAUAUAUAUACACCCACAUGGUCGAAACUGCAGUCUAUGGCUGCUUUCUUGUCACUGAUUCUUCUCAUUUGAUGUCUAAAAUGUUAAGACUAGUGUCCAUUGCUAAGGGUAUCUGCAGAAAUGCAAGCUGAACUCUGAAACACUGACUGCCUGCGCUCAUUUGAAUGUCAAGCUGGGAACUCUGGGAUAGUUGUGGAAGCAUGCUUUUUCUGGUUUUUAUGCCCAAGAAGGACCCUUCAAAGUUCAAAUUGAAAUAUGUAGGUGAUGCAUAACAGUAAAUGUGUUUUGAUCUAUGUGGAGUUGCAUCAUGUUAAAUCCUUGUUCACGCCAGGGAGACCCGUGUAUCAAUUGAUACCUGGGGCUUCCCUAUGUCAGCUAUUUAGUGGCCCCAGACUGGCAGAUGAGCUGUAUGCAGUGCUCAAAGUAAGCCCUGCAUAAAGCCCUUUAAAUGGCAUUUAAAUUCUUGUGGCUGAGCGAUUGCCAAUCAUUGAUUAUGGGGAUGUAAUAUAUGCAUCUGCACCACAAUCCCACAUUAAUAAACUCAAUACAUUGUAUAACUCGUUCUGCCGAGUUGUGCUACAAUGUAAUUACAGGAUACACCAUUGUGACAUGCUAAAUUAACUAAACUGGCUGUCGCUGGAAUCCAGAUGCACCCUUCAUCUUUCCAGCCUUGUGUUUUAGAGCUUUUCUGGGAAACUCCUACCCUACCUGAGCAGAAUACGCUCCUCGGCUGUUCCCACCUCCUAUAACCUCCGAUCCAGGACUAGCACUUUAUUUAGUCUACCUCAAUACAAAAAGAAAGCAGCCCAAUCCUCCUCCUCCUACAGAGCACCGCAAUUGUGGAACGACCUCCCGCACAUUUUAAAAUCUUCCUCAAGCCUAAAGUCCUUUAAGAGAUCCCUCUCUACAUACUUCAAAACAGAAUGCAUGUGUCAUGGUUGAUUAUAUAUUUCCUACCUGUUCUAUGUUAAAUUUUGUAUAUUUUGUGUUAAUAUUGUUUUUUUUUUAUUUUAUUGUACCCUAAUGUAUCAAUGCAAUGUUUUGUGAACCCAGGACAUACUUGAAAAUGAGAGAAAUCUCAAUGUAUCUUUCCUGGUAAAAUAUUUUAUAAAUUAAUAAAUAAAUAUUGUGAUUCUGAGCCUGCCUGCCUAGAAAUGGAGAUUCUCAGUCUGAAGAACCCUGACUGUUACUCACUGCAAUCCCCUCUUCCUAAUUUAAUUGGUGCUGGGCUUUGGCAGUUGCCCAGCACUGAUCACAGUGUUAUUGACACAGACAGUAUAUCAGGCUGAUGCAUGAGAGGGAGAUUUCCCUCUGAUUCAGUAAACUGACAAUAGAUGGUGAUUUUAGCUGGGAAAUCACUCUGCUUUUGCCAGGAGAGCAAUUGUAGGCUAACGUUGGUGUCAUAUUUAUUGUAUGGUAAAGGUUAAUGCUGGCUUAGGGUUGAUGCAGGUUCAGGGUUCGGGUUCAGGGUUAGGGGUAGAGAUGGAUUAAACGUAGGAUAGGUGUUUGAUUAGAUUUUCUGUAAGCAAGGUAGGAUGGUAGAAAGGAUUGUGGGGGUCCUAGACAUAUAAGGUAUUUAACAAUUAGGAUACAUGGAUCUAUUUUGAUUUCUCUUUCUUUAGUUGCACUUGAUUUGUAAAAAUAGUUUUUCCCAUUUUUAUUGUUUUGCUCACAUUUAAUGCUGUGUUAUAUGUACAUAUAGGAUAUUAAAAUAAAGCCCUUUUUGUCCUUUAAGAAAUAAUAAGUAAUAUGUAUUGGGACACUCAGAGAGAAACCCUUAAAUUACAGUGGAACAAACAAAAAGCACAAAUUCUAGGUUUUGUUUUGGUUCAAAGGUUGGAUUGUUGCCUCGCAAUUAAAAAUGCCAGCCAUGGUAGUGGCAGGAGAUAGCUAGCACUCCUGGCAUUACUGCAUAAAAUCCCUGUCUGCCACCUAUGCUUUAAGAUCCAUAUAGAUAGCCAACUGAUUAAUAGUCUGACCUGAACUAAACCUACUAUUAUAAGGACCGGGCAUUUUUGAAUCACAGCGGCCCACUGAGAAGGAGGCAGGGCCAGAAAGGGGGUGUUUUAUCAUAACCAGUGACCAUUUUUGUUGGUUCAAUGCUUUUCCAGAGCAGUCCGUAUGCAGAGCCAUGCUGAAGAGCUCUCCCUUGAGAAAAAGGCCCUGAAUUUGUCCCGGUUUUUGGGAUUGUGGAUGUGUAUAGUUAGCUGAUUGUGGAGUUUUGUUUAAGCAGAUGUUUCAAUUGUGUUGUUUGUGGUGUGAUGUGUAGCCAGGGACUAUAGAGAGUGAGAUAUAGUGUCUAUAGGGAUAGUGAUUAAUGUUUGCAAAGGAACUGUAGUGUAUGUGUGUAAAGUAGUUGUAAAAAUUGUGUGUUUAGGGAAUGUAGUGUGUGUUUGUUAACAGGGGAUCUGUUGUGUUCAUUGGAGAUCCAGGUUGUGUAUAUCAGGAAUGCAGUGUGUGUGUGUGUGUGAUGCAGUGUGUGCCUAUAGGGGAUAUAUUAUGUGUAAGUCUCAUUGUGUUUAUAGGAGAUCUAGAGUGUGUGUGUGUUCGUAGCGGAUUCAGAGUGUCUAGGGGUUCUAAAGGGUGUGUGUGUGUGUGUGUGUGUGUGUGUGUGUAGAAGGUCCAGAGUUGUGCAGGGGAAAUAGUGUGUGUGGACUAUAGUGUGUGUGUGUGUGUGUGUGUGUGUAGGAAUGCAAAAGGUGUGUGAAGGGCUCAGAGCAUGUGUGCGAGGGGUGCAGUGUAUCUAGGGUGCAGUGUGUGUAUGAAGGGUGCAGUCUGUGCGAAGGGUGGCAUGUGGGAGGGCAGUAGUGUGUGUGUGUGUGGGGGGGUGGUGGUAUGUGUGAGAGAUGCAAUAUGUGUGUGUGCACAAAGGGUGCAGUCUGUGUGUGGAGGGUCCAGUGUGUGCAUGUUGGUGCAGUGUGAAGGGUGGAGUGUGUGUGAGGAUCUGAUCUUGAGAAAGACCUGGAUAGGUCAAAAUGUCGAUCCUCAGUUUUUUUGCACAAUAAACCAGUUACGCAUUUUUUAAGUGCAGGAGUGCACCUUUAUUGAUAAUUGUAUAUAUGUAUGUAUAUAUGUGUGUUUAAAAAAAUAAACUAUAUAUAUAUAUAUAUAUAUAUUUUAUUUUUUUUUUUUUUUUUUUACUUUUUAUUCAAAAUAUACUUUAUAUCCCUCCAUUCUAACCUUUGAUCAGGAAGGGGGGAUUAUGCUUGUAAAACCUGGUGGUCCGGUGGGGAAGUGGUGAGUGAACCUGCAGCUCCUGAGGCUAGAGUUCACUCUUGCGAGAUUUGGCCAAUGCAUUGCCUCGCAAGAAGAGUCGUUGGCGGAUCUGAAGGCUAGAGCUCCCUGGUGUUCUCUCUCUCCGUCCCCAGCUGGCCACUACAUUUCAGUGACUGUGGGCUUGUGAGGGAGAUCCUUGAUCUCACCUUUGGCCCGUCAUGGUACACAGCAGAGCUGGUGCUUGGAUCUCCCCUGCCAGCCUAGGCUGAUGGUCAUCACUACCCACCGGCAUUUGCCUGAUUUAGCCAAUGGCUAGUCCUGGCCUGCCUCUUAAAAACAGCCAGUCUUAAGACUUGGUUACCUAGUUGUAGAAAAAAAACAAGUAAUUUUACUUUACAGCCAUCAUCAUAAAAAAAUCCACGAAAACAACAAUGAACAUUGGUUGGGAUUACCAAUGGUCAGUGUAGCGGAGCAUGGGUAACCUAAUUAGUUAACUCCGCUAAUUCCUUCCCUUAGCCACUCUGGAACCAUUAAAACAUGCAGACAUCCAUUUCCUCAGUAACCAGAUGAAACAUAUUUCUGGGAGUCUACUGACUAAUUUUUGACAACACAUGGCUAUGCACAGACCCCUACAUAGGAUCUCCAAUACAAUAACACAGGGGUUUCUACCCCAAGAUCCUCUGUGUCUGAGAGAUAAUUAUGUGAGAAAAACCUAUAAUUCAAUUAUCUCUCAGGUCCAGAAAAGCUAUACAAAACAUACAGUAACCAUAAGUGCCCCCACCAUAACUAGGAAUCCCUGAAUCUAAGUGUAUAACAUCCAAAGAUCACUCAGAUCGGUUCGGUGAAACGGGAAUGCUAGUUUGGAUUUAAAUAUAGCUAUUUUGUAGAUUUGUCUGAUUCCAGGCAAGAUCCAGUAUUAAUCUGAGAUUUGGUAAAUGUGUAAAUAAAAUUACAAAUUUUAAACCAAACGCCAAAUUUAAUUCUAUUAAAAAAAAAAAAAAGAUUUAAGUUGAAUGACUGAAUUUCAACUGUACAUGUCUUUAGUAAAUAUGGAAUUUGCAAGUCUGGUUUUAUUUUAACUGAAUUUUGUCAAUCCAGAACCUAGUCAAUUUAGUCCUUAGUGCAUAACUCUAAUAGUUUAAUAAUUUAUGUUCUUCCGCUGUUUUCUUUUCCUCCAACAGUUAAAUACAUUGCUCUUAUCUAUUUCCUUCACAUUUAUUUCCCAAGUAUCUUUUAAUGAAGCUCAUUUGCGAUUUUGCUCUGCUCAACACUAAGUGGCCACUAUAUUAGGCAGACUUGUCAUUGAAUUUAAAUAGCAAAACAGAAGGUCAUGCAGUUUUAACUAUUAUAUUUAUGUAGAUAAUUAGUUCCGAGCAAUAUUCUCUGGUCUUCUAGUUGUGAAGAGAUGUGGACCCUUGUGUACCAUGCCAAUGUAUCAUUUAUCAUGACACAGAGGCUGGAAAGAAGAGUUGGGGACAUGCCAUCAUUGACACCUGCCUGAUAUAAUGAGCCUUCUCCAUCCUAUACAACAGAAACAGGAAGUGUGGGGCUAUUCAUCAUAGUUAUCUAGACAAUCAUUUCUCAACAAACGUUAUCUAAUAUGGGUUGUUGUUAUUACUAGAGGUUUCUGGAGACACCUUACACAACAUUUAUUUUAUAAGGUCUAUUCCAACGUCCCCUAGGAAAUGAAGACCUAGAAAUAACAGGGUUUUCUUAUGUGGGAAGGAGGAGAAUCCAUGACACAUUGCAAGAUUUACCAUCUACUUUUGGUUCUCAUGAUAACAGUCUGGGCAAUGAAUCAAAUGAAGAAAAAAAAAAUCCACUCAUUUUAAUUUACCCAAAAUGUUGUGGAACCGCUCUUCCAUCAGCCUACGCUAGACUAUUUCCAAAGCUGCAGAGUUCGAUGUAGACUGAUGCACCACAACACCAUCUGAAAUAUGUGUCAUGCUGCUCUGGAAAUUGAAUCUAUGUGCCCAUUCAAACUUAUCGGUCUAACCCUGUUGUGAGAAUGACACAGUAAAUUAAGGCUUUAUUGUGAUAUUUAUAUAAAACAUUAAUACGAUAACAAUAAUAAAAUCUGACAUCAGUACAUGGACAAACAUAUUUUAAUGGUACUAGGCUAAAAUAUUAAUAUCUAAAUAUUUUUUGUUUUCUAUUUUUAUUUUAAGGUUGUCUGGUCCACUUCUUUUUUAGUUGGAUGUGCGGUAAACUACUGCUCUGACACUGAUUUCCCAUUCUUGUACAUUUGCCAUUAUUGCCCACAGUAAGUACUGCAUAAGUGCACGCUAUAUUAUUUUGUUAUUUUUAAAUUUAUUUUUGAAACUUUAAAACCUGAAUUAAUAUUAACAUAAAAAUCUACUAGGAGAGAUUUAAAAAUACCUUGAAAUCAUAAUAUUAGUAUGAAAUAUGUUAACCCCUUAACGCCAUUACGGCGUUCUAUGUUGUCCCCAUUGGUCUUCAAAGCUGUUGCAGCGGCAUAGAACCGUAACCGAACCGUAACGGCUUUCUGCUCCAGGAGGUGAGAUUUACUUACCUCCGCUGUGAUCCUCUUCGGGAGGACUGCCUGACAGCCCAGGCACCCCUCCCACAGCAAAUCAGGCCCCUGGGGGGCCAUGUGAUCGCUCUCAAAGAGCGAUCACAUGGCCCCCUAUAGCUGGCUGUGGAUCUGCCAGCAAGGGGACUGUCUGAAAUGUCAGACAGUCCCCCUGCUGGUGUGUAGUGUAAAAAAAAAAUAUUAGACAAGUUUAAAAUAAAAUAAGUGUGUGUGUGUAUAUAUGUAUAUAUGUGUGUGUGUGUGUGUAUAUAUAUAUAUAUAUAUAUAUAUAUAUAACGUCAUACAUAGUGUAUUUUUAUGUUAAUAUAAGUACAUAUAUUAGUAUUAAAAUACACUUAGAAUGAUGUUACAUAUAUAUAUAUAUAUAUAUAUAUAAUUAAUUACAAUAAUAAAUAUAAUAAUAAAAUAAAUAAAUAAAAUAUUUUUUAAAUUAAAAUAAAUUAUACAUAUGUAAUUUUAUUCUAACUGUAUUUUGUUAUUAAUAAAAAAAAUAUAUAUAUAUGUAACAAAAUACACUUAGAAUGACAUUCUAUAUAUAUCUAUCUAUAUAUAAAAUACAAAUAACUGCAAAUAUAUAUAUAUAUAUAUAUAUAUAUAUAUAAUUACAUAAAUAACUACAUAAGUGUACACGUAGACUUUAAAUACAUACAUAUGUAUAUAUAUUAAAAUUCUAUGUGUAUAUUUAAGUAAUAUUUUAACAUAAUUAUGUGAUUUAAUUAAUUAAAAUUUGAUUGACCACCCAGGCAGAAAGUGCAGAGAAUUUGAAUUGCAAGCACUAAAUUUAACCCUGUAACUUUCCAAGAUACCAUAAAUCCUGUACAUGGGGGCUACUGUUUUACUCGGGAGACUUCGCUGAACCCAAAUAUUCUCAAAAUGGUAACUUGUAUUACAACAAUGAUAUUUUUAGUAAAAGUUACUUUUUCGCAUUUUUCACACACGAACGGCCCUUUUACUGACAAUAUUAUUGUUGUAAUAUGUUUUACUGUUUUAAAACACUUAUUUUUGUGUUCAGUGAAGUCUCACAAGUAUAACAGUAGCCCCCAUGUACAGUUUUUUAUGGUGUUUUGCAAAGUUAGAGAGUCAAAUAUAAGGCUUGCAUUUCAUUUGUUUUCACAUUGAAAUUUGCCAGAUUGGUUAUGUUGCCGUUUGAGACUGUGUGGUAGCCCAGGAAUAAGAAUUACCCCCAUGAUGGCAUACUAUUUGCAAAAGUAGACAACCCAAGGUAUUGCAAAUCGGGUAUGUCCAGUCAUUUUUAGUAGCCACUAAGUCACAAACACUGGCCAAAUAUUUGUUUUUUGCUUUUUUUCACACAGUCACAAACACUGGCCAAAUUUAGCAUUCAUUUGUUUUUAAGUGGCUACUACAAAAGACUGGACAUAUCCUACUUGCAAUACCUUGGGUAGUCUACUUUUGCAAAUGGUAUGCCAACAUGCGGGUAAAUCUCAUUCCUGGGCUACCAUACGGUCUCAAAGGUAACGUUACUAAUCUGGCAAAUUUCAAUGUGAAAAAAGUGAAAAAUGGAAUGUGCUAUAUUAGACCCUUUAACUUUCCAAAACACUGUAAAAACUGUUAAUGGAGGCUACUGUUGUACUCGUGAGACUUUGCUGAAUCCAAAUAUGUGCUUUUUGUGCUGUACAAAAAUAUAAAUUUCUCACAGUUUUUUUUCAUUUUAUUCAUAAUUUAUAUUUCAUAUAUCAAUAGAAGUUAAAGCCCUGUUUCUCCUGAACAAAAUGAUAUAUAAUAAGUGUGGGUGCACUUAAUAUGAAAGAGGUGAACUACGGGUGAACAGACAUAUGGCGCAAAUUCCAGUUUUUUCUUACGUUUUGUUUUGAUCAGAACGUGUACUAUUGACUCCGUCCUGAAGGGGUUAAUGCAUUAGUGAUAGCUAAUUUCACAUUGUGUAGUGAUAACUAACCUUGGCAUUGUAGAAUUUGUAGGAGGUGUAAAUAGACCUACAAGCAACAUAACGAUUACAACUUAUUGUAGUUUAAAGCACCAAUGGAUGAAAAUCCCUUUGUUUAUGCUAAACUAUUUUAAUUGUAAUAUUAUAAUUAUAGACAUAUAUUAUAUUAAUUUUAAUAUAUAUUCUUUUAAUAUUUAAUUUUUUGGAUUUCUGAGCACAUCAAGCUCCUAACCACCAGCUGUUAGGAACAUGGUAAUAUGGGAAUUCACAUCCUUAUGCCUUUAUCAUAUAAUGACACUGUGCAAUGCGAGGUAGUGAGCACUGGGAUAUUGGACAGUUUUGUUCUGGAUAAAAUACCAGAAUGAAAAUAUAUAUAUAUAUAUAUAUGUGUGUGUGUGUGUAUAUAUGUGUGUGUGUGUGUGUGUGUGUGUGUGUGUAUAUAUGUGUGUGUGUGUGUAUAUAUAUAUAUAUAUAUAUAUAUAUAUAUAUAUAUAUAUAUAUAAAAAUUCAGCUUAUUUUAUUUAAUUUUUUUCCCCACAAUUAAAGAAAAUAACAAACAAAUAAAAACCUUUAACCCCUUCUGGAAUAAAAGGGAAUCGUGACAUGUCACACAUGUCAUGUGUCCUUAAGGGGUUAAAUAAAAAAGAAAUAAACAAAAAGAGGGGAACAAGACCUCAACCACACCAAUAUCAUCACUCUUUCUCUCUAGUCACUCUCACCCCCAUCCACCCUCCCAGUCCUCUCCCUUGGACCACAACUACACAUUCCGAGAGAAUGGAUGAAACACCAUUAAGCAUGGCAUUGCUAAAUUUACUUAGGGAUGAUGUUUACAUUUGGUAGUUUUACCUUGUUUAAAAUAUGCUGAAAGGGUUAACAUAAAGAUGUCUCAAAUCCUCUUAGGAUAGUGCUUAACUCCUUUCAUUACAUGGCUUUACACACUGCAUGAUCAUGCAAUCCAAAUAUUUUCUGAUUGGCUGAAUAACAUCCUGUUGUUGAAAACAUUCACAGAGCUCACUGAAGAAGGUGAAAACUUAGUAAAUUCUAUUUUUUAAAUAAUAUGUUUGCAUAUUUUUAAUUCCUUAACUAUGUAAUGUCUUACAUAUGAGUCAAUUCUAACUGCGUCACUUUAAGAAGUGGAAAAAACAUGCAGUAGUACAUUCAUUAUAUCUGUCCCCUAGAUUAAUUCAUUGAGAAGAAGUGGUCUGGGUACAGUGUCCCUGUCCUUUGAAGAAACUGCAAUUUUUUGCACCAAGUGCAAAUGAAGAAAAACUAAAAUAGAUUCACAAAUUCAUCCUGAUUGUUAAAACACCCAAUAUUUUUAGAAUUUCAAUUAAUUGAACCUUUAAUCCAGCCCAUAAUUCAAGAUAUAAUUCUACCCAUAAUCUAACCCCUUUUCCAGCUCCUAAUCCUACCCAUAAUCCAACCUUAAUCCUAACCAUAAUAUAACCCAUUCUCCAACCCAUAGUCCUACCAAUAAUCCUAUCUAAACUAGUAUGAUUUAGGAGCAUGGUCCCUGCAGUGCCAAAAAAUAAUCAUAUCUAUAUUCCCAGUCCUAAUUCCACCCUCCAAUCCCAGUCCUCCCACCAUCUAAUCCCACCCUUUAAUCCCACCCUCUAAUGCUACAGCUCCUUCACACAGAGAUCAGUGCUGGGUAGCUGGCAAAGCCCAGCACCAAUCCAGGAGGAUUGGAACAUGCAGGGAGACCUUUUCAGUACCCCCUGGGUCUCCUUUACAGUGGGGGAUGGAACCAGGCUGGGGGUGUCAUUGACCAUUUUACAUUUUUUACAGCUGAACAUGAUCGCUCAGCCACUGUACCUAAAUCCAUUUAAAAAGGUUAUGAGUGCUCACUUUUCAUGCUGCUAAUAUCCCUUCUGUCUGUCAUGGGCCACUAACUGUGGUGAUCAGCUUUUUUUUAUAAUUCUGCUGGUUCGAGGCAGUGUUAGAAAUAUCAUGUCUGAGCUAGAUCGCUCAGAUUGAAAGAUACUUGGGGUCAGUGGUGUAUUUUGGAAUUGUGCUGCCCUAGGCACAACUAAAUCCGGGCACCCCCUAAUCUAAAUUUGCAUCACCAAUUUAUGUCAGGGCCAAUUUUUUGACUGACACACACGUCCUCAUUGAUACAUGCACUGACAUACACUCACUGACAGAUACACAGUCAUUGGCACACAUAUGCAGUCAUUGGCACACACACUGUUUAACAAACACACACUUUCACUGAGACACACACAGGCACACCCUCUCACUGACAGAUGCAUACUCUCAGAUACACAUACACUGACAGACACACACUGACACACACUCCUCACUGAUUUGAUACACUCUGACAGACACACACACAUUCACUCACUCACAGAUACACACUGACAGCUACAUGCACUCACAGACAUACAUACACACACUCACUAACAGACAUUCACAAUGACACACACACUCACUGACAGACACACACUUACAAUGACAAACAUAGAGACUCACAAUGACAGACAGACACACUCACUGACAGACACACACAAACACUGACAGAUACACACACAUUCACUGACACACACACACACACACUGACAGACACACAUUUUCUCAUACAUUCAUUACACUCACAAAUUAUUAAUAUAUUUUUUUUUAUUUAAAUCCACCCAGUCUCCUUACCUUUGGGAAGGCUGGAGUGGAUGCUGUCCCUGACAGCUGCUGGGCUGACUCGGCAGGGUCCUUGUUGGCUCCUGCUGACUGGGCUGGCUCUGCUGGGGCUGCUGACUGGGCUGGCUCUGCUGGGGUUGCUGGCUUUGCUGGGGCUGCUGGCUCUAAUGGGGCUGCUGGGGCUGCUGGCACUCAAUGGAGGCAGUGAGGGAACUGAGCUCUUAUUGUUCAGCUCCCUCUGCACCACUUAGUGAUGCUAGGGCCAGAGUGAUGUCAUAUUCCGUCUCCUGGCAUCACAGAAGGGAGCAAGAAGAGGCUCCCUCACCAUCCGGAUAGAAUGUCCUCAGGACAGGGCUCCCUCACCAUCCGGAUAGAAUAUUAGUAGUUUAACACCAUGGGGAGACCCUAAGGUAGCCAGCCAGCCAGCUCUUGGGCCCACCAGGACAUAAGGCAAACAAGGCAUUUGCCUGUGUGCUUGGGGUGGUGUUUUUUGCCGCCACCCCUGGAAGUGCCGCCCUCUGCAAAUGCCUUGUUUGCCUUGUGGUAAAUACAGCCCUGCUCGGGGUUCCUUGGUAUCAGCAGUGAUUUAGCCCCGGCAAUUACUUUUACUGCAUGACUGUCUAUGGCAGGCUUGCAGAAACUCUGUCCCUCCAGAUGUUGCUGAACUACAAUUCCCAUGAUUCUCAGCCUAUUUCAUUCAUAGAAUCAUGGGAGUUGUAGUUAAGCAACAUCUGGAGGGCCGGAGUUUGAGGAAGCCUGCUCUAUGGCAUCAAUGGGCGUUAAAGCAUAGACAGUCAUAUGGUCCUUAAGUGGCUAAAGGGACACCAUAGUCACCUGAACAACUUCAGCUAAACGAGGUUGUUAAGGUGAGAACUAUAGCUCCCUGCAGCCUUUCUCAUGUAAACACUGUAUUUUCUGAGAAAAUACAGUGUUUACAUUGAAAGCUAGGAACACCUCUAGUUGCAGUCACUCAGACUGUCACCAGAGGGACUUCCGAGUUGAUGGAUGCAUAAUUCGCAUCCAUCCACUCAAAGGUGCUGUCAGCAGACAGAGCACUGUGCAUGAGUAUCCUGUCUCCCUGAGGCUGUCAGCAGCGCGUGGGAUUGUGGGAGAUAAGAUCUCCUGCACACAGAGUCCUGCACUUAGUCCUACACAUUCAAUGCUGCUCUAUGAAGAACCUGAUUGCUGCAGCACGAAGCCGCGCAUGCGCACCAGAGAGCGAUGACGCUUCUCAAAGAGAAGUAUUUGAUUGGGCCCUGCAAUUUUGUCAUUUUGGCCUGGCAAAGAGCUCAGUGCUGCAACGGAGGUAAGUUUUAUUAAUAAAAAGAGCUCGGAUUUAUUUACUUUUUAGUGGCAAGUUCAUAAAAAAGCAAGAAAGAAGGCUAGGGGACCUGUCUUUUUGCUUUUAUAUGUUGACUAUAGUGAUCCUUUAAGGUAAUUUUAUUAGCGUCAUAAUAGGAGUCAUAUGUUUUUUCACUAAGCUCUGAAUUGUGCUGGGCUGUGUCUGAAAAAUUUUGCAACAUUUAGCGUAAAAUAUUAUCUGAAGAAAUUUUCAAACUCGAAUAUAGUAACAGCUUGGCUAUUUAGCCUCAAUUUAACAAUUCAGGCUUCAGAGUGUAGUGAAUAUCUCUGUCAGUUUUUCUUAAAACUACUUCCACUGAUCUGAAUAAAGUUUAAUUUGGUCAAUAAUGUUAUAUUUGAUUUAUUUUAAUCUUAACAGUAUUAAGAUGUGGUUCUAUACUAAACGUUGUCAUGGUAAUUGAUUUGCAAAUAGCAGAAGGAAAUGUUUUGUCUUUUAGGGGUAAUAUGAUCGGUAAGGAGCACAGACCCUAUGAGUCAGGAAGGCCAUGUUCUACCUGCAGAAAUUCCUGUGAAGGCAAACUAUGCAGUGAGUAUAUUGGGUAUUUCAAUGAUUUCCUCAUUUAGUAUUCAGUCUUGUAGUCGUGUGACAUUUCCAAGGGGCUUCCAGCUAUUUUGCACCUUCAACAUUUUCACUUACAGUUUACGUUUUCUUGACCAAUUCUCCAUCAUUCCCCUCAUUGUAUUGUGGGAAAAUAACAUGGCUGAGUCCCUAAACAUCCUACCUGUAUUUCAAGGAAACUUUAAAAAAGUAAAUUGAGGUCAAGGAGCCUUUAUCCACCAAGUGCCAAGUAUGAGGAACAAUUACCUCAUCUCAUGAAGUCAUUUUGAACCAAUUCUUAACUCUCAUAAUGCACAUUGGUUGUGCCUUAGUUUGGAAGAGUCAGCUGUCAGGUGCAGCAAUAAUCUACAACAGGGCAGCAAGGAAAACACCAAACUGGCAGGAAUAUCCACUAUUUGUAAAAUGGUUAAACCUCUUAAAGGGAAACUAUAGCAGGGCUGGACUGGCCUACCGGGAUACCUGGAGAUUUCUUGGAAGGCCGCCUGCCCUGGGACCGCUUCGAGCAUUGGCUGCACCCAUCCACAAGCCAGGAAAUUUUUUUGUUCUGGUUCAUCCUGUCGCGGCCACACCGCGCGCCACGGCCAAUGCUCCAGCGGGCUCUAGCAUAGAUUUUUCUCACGGCCGCGGCCCGCCGGAUGUGAGCAGCAACAACAUGAGCUGGAUGUGAGUAGCAACAUGCGCGGUGGCUGGCUACAGUGCGCAGCAUUUCGGUGGCAUCUUGUCAGAUCUGCAGAACGCUCUGCAAGACAGAGCUGAGCCCAGACAAGACUGCCCUGUCACUGUCUGCAUCUUAAAGUACAGUACAGGUAGGGGUAUUGGUACUUUGUAAGUACCCUUGUCUUGACUCCUUUAUCUUAUUUUAUUUUUUUUAAUUUAAUAACCCUCCUAUCCCACAGAAGCCCCUUUGUGCUUCUGUUUCAGAUAUAUUGUCUACUAAAUAGUUUUCUGGAGUGUUGAGGACAGCCACUCAUGAGACAAGCUGCAUGGCAUUUUAAAUAUAAAAUUAAAUGGACAUUAUAUAUUUAGCUAUAAGUCAUUUAGUUAUUUUAUCUUACCCCUAUUAACCCACUACACCAGCUGCCAUCUUACCCCGUAUAACCCACUACACCCCCUGCCAUCAUACCCCCUAUUAACGCACUACAGCCCCUAUUAACCUACUACACCCCCUGCCAUCUUACCCCCUAUUAACCCACUACACCCCCUGCCAUAUUACCCCCUAUUAACGCACUACAGCCCCUAUUAACCUACUACACCCCCUGCCAUCUUACCCCCUAUUAACCCACUACACCCCCUGCCAUAUUCUAUUAACCCACUACCCCCUAUUAACCCACUACACCCCCUGCCAUCUUACCCCCUAGUAACCUAAUAUACCCCCUGCCAUUUUACCCCUAUUAAACCCACUAUACCCCCUGCCAUUUUACCCCUGCUAUUUUACCCCUAUUAAACCAUCCCCUGCCAUCUUACCCCCAUUAAACCACUACACCCCCUGCCAUCUUACCCCGUAUUAACCCACUACACCUCCUGCCAUCAUACCCCUAUUAACCCACUACACCCCCUGCCAUCAUACCCCCUAUUAACUCACUACACCCCCUGCCAUCUUACACACUAUUAACCCACUACACCCCAAGCCAUCAUAUCCAGUACUAAUCCACUACACACUCUGGUAUCCUGCGCCCUAUUGACACACUACACACCCUGCACUUACACACAACACACUCUAUAUACCCCCUGGACUCACACACACACUACGCACAUUCUAUACCCCUUUAAAUACACACACACACAUACACACACACACACACUACAUCUCCUGCACUUACACACCAAUACAUUACACACACUCUAUAACCCUCAUACACACACCCAUCACUCACAUACACACAGUACACAAACUCUAUACCCCCUAAACAUAUACUACAGUCUCCACACUCACACACUCAAUACCCUCUAUAAAUACACACUACACCCCCUGCACUCAUACACUACACCCUCUAUAUCCCUUAUACACGCCACACCCCCAUGCAUUCAUUCCCACACACACACACACACACACACACACACACACUACUCUAUAUACGUAUACAUACACAAUUAACAGGCCCCCCUUUUGGCCCCUCCUCUCACAGUGGGCUGCUCUGCCAUUAACUGCCAGGGCUGAAUUUUCAUCCCAGUCCAGCCCUGCACCAUAAUCACCCAGACCACUUCAUCUCAUUGAAGUGGUCUGGGUGCAGUGCCAUUGUACCCUUAGUUACAGUUUAAGAGAAACUGCAUUGUUUAUAUUGCAGGGUUAAUUAAGACAGCCUCUAGUGGCUGUUUUCCAGACAGCCACUUGAGGUGCUUCCUGCAUUUUCAUGGAGUUUAACCUCUUGAAACAACUAUGGACAUGAGGAUGGCCAGCCCAGCAUCUUCAAACUCCCUAUAAGAAAGCAUUGAUUCAAUGUUUUCAUAUGGGGAAGUUCUAAUGUGCUUAAAUGAAGGAAAGUGUGGAAUGGAUCUUAACUCUUUCAACACCACAGUGAGUGCGGAGGCAGAGGGACACUAUAGUGUUUUGUAUUCCUAAUGCUAUAGUAUUCCUUUUAAAUAGAUAACAAGACACUUGUUUUAUCUUCCUAACAUGGACUCUCCUGACCCAUUUUUCUUUUUUUUUUUUUAACCCAUUAAGAACUAAUUCCGAAAAGCCAUAUAUAACAUAAUGCUUGAUUUAUUGCAUUAGUAAUGAUCUAUUUGACAAACAUUAAAACGUUCUUUAUCUUUUUUUUGUUUCCAGAAAAACUUCCAGGUAACAAACAGAAUCUUGAUGACGUCCAAAAGAAAACUGUUGGCUAAUAUAGUUCACUUUAGUUUGUACUAUGAAGCUGACUAGACUACAUGAUCACUGGUAAAAUAACGAAUCAUUCAAUCUUAGCGGAAUGAUUUUUGCUUUGCUUAGCAGUUUAAUAAUUUGAAUGUCAGAGACAGGUAUAACGUUUUACAUAAUGUUUUAUCCAUCACCAAACUGUCAUGUUAAAAUGUUACUGAUUCAGCCAUUCUUUUAAUAACCCAUAUACCAAAUGUAUUUCUUAUUUUUUGGCAACAAUAAAAAAGCUAGUAAUUUUCACAGUC
Pelobates cultripes (western spadefoot toad) is the source of this 39192-nucleotide messenger RNA. The record is from the annotation of a GenBank genome assembly. Lineage: Eukaryota; Metazoa; Chordata; Amphibia; Anura; Pelobatidae.